Glycine soja is the source of this 721-nucleotide messenger RNA. Its product is annotated as chaperone protein dnaJ 11, chloroplastic-like. The transcript has a single exon. The record is from RefSeq and is a predicted model, not a curated record. The coding region runs from base 27 to 524 and encodes 165 amino acids. Lineage: Eukaryota; Viridiplantae; Streptophyta; Magnoliopsida; Fabales; Fabaceae.
ACCUCAACUUCUGGCAUUGCCGAAACAUGCUUGCAACAUCUUUUUCCGUCGUCACUCUCACCACUACCAAUUUCUCUGUUGAAAGCAUUUCCUCGUUGUCGCGCCACGUCAAACUCCAAUCUACAGUAUCCUUCGCCACCGCCAGAUGGACGGAGAAGCAACAACAACAACAACACAGGCAUGUUUCGGAUCUGAGCCUUCACCAUAUGGCUUCAUGCACGACGUUGUAUGAGAUUUUGGGAAUUCGUGUCACUACGUCCGACGAGGAAAUAAAGGCGGCAUAUCGACGACUGGCGAGGGUCUACCACCCUGACGUGGCACCAGCGGAGCGAAAGGAAUCCUUUACGGGUGAGUUCAUGAAGAUACACACUGCGUACCGUACACUGUCAGAUCCUGAGAAGCGUGCCAACUAUGAUAGAAGCUUGAUCCGACGCCACCAGAAACCGCUCACAAUGUCAUCAUCAUCGUUGUGGGGGUUUUCCGGAUACACUAGUCACAAGUGGGAAACAGACCAAUGUUGGUAACGAGUUAACUCAUUCAAGUGAGCCCACACCACAAUGAAUUGGAUCUUACAGGGUACUUAUUGAAUGUUAUUUGUUUUUUUAGUUUAAUGAUCAUGCACAUGUUAGUGCUAUUGAUUGUGGUAAAACUAUUUUAUAUUAUUUAUUUAUAGUUUUUUUUUUAUUCCCAUAAACUUUGUACCUUGGGAUUUUAGAAGUUG